AUGAUUGCUUGUAUCUCCCAAUCUGGCUACCCUGGCGAACACGAAGUCUUUUCGUCCAUCGACAGUCGCUCAGCCCCGUCGAACGUCAUGCCUCCGCUCCUCUGGAAAUUUCACCAACUUUCCCACUCAACCUGGACCCAGCCAUUUUUACUUCCGUCUGCCGCCCCCGUCGCUCCGCUUUCCUUUUGCAACAUUGAUAUUGGCGACCGUUACUCUCGAUAUAUCUCGCGAUCCCCGGAUAGAAACGAUUCAGCGUUGUUCAGCGUCAUCCUUCACCACUUGGCUCAAUACCCUGCACAGUCUCAUCAUUCCGGUGUCUCGAGACUCAACGGCGGCCAUCUUCACGGCCUCGAAGUCGUUAAGAGGAAUCCACCCCAUCCUCUGCUUCUGAUCUUAGCCCUUGCUCGACGCCGCAUCGGCAAUGCAAGGUAUCUCAUUAUCGCCGCUUCUUCGCCUGUUGGGCUGAGCAAAUCUAUAAUGGUCACCAAUAGAGCGGAGGGACCGCGAGGGUUCUUGUCGCAAUGGGCAGCAUUUAUCGCACCGUUCUGUCCACUAUCACCCACGCCGCAACGUCGGGGCUGGCGCCCGCUAGCCCUGCGUCCCCCUUAUCUGCUGUCCCUCGUUUGCUUGGUGGUUCUGUUGGCGCUCACCAUGGAAGGACUUCGACAGUAUAGCUUACGUCAAGGUGGACUGGUUUUCUUCAACGACACGAGUGAUGUGUCCUCUCUGCAAUCCUUCGCAUACAAUUGUCUGCCAAUCGUGGUUGCCCUCAUUUUGGUUAUGGUCUGGACGGUCACCGAUUUUGACGUAUUGCGCCUGGAGCCUUACUUUCAACUGUCGCUGCCGCAGGGUGCUCCCGCCACAGUCUUGUUCAUCAACUACAACUUCGGCCAAACUUUCCUGACGCCUAUCAAUGCGGCUCGCCGCCGCCACUGGGUCGUCUUGUGGACUUCCAUCUUAUCACUGUCGAUCCGUUUGAUUCUUCCCGCCCUGCAAAGUACUCUCUUCGAACUUCGAGAAGUAACGACAAAAAGCCAGGUGACGAUGAAAAGCUGGCCUGACUUGGUUGACCUAGAGACGCAGGCGUCGUGGAUGAUGACUCAAGCGAACAAGACGGUCGACUCCAUCCUUUCCUCCGAUGAACAGAUUCACCGGUCGCGAUCCAUGGAAUAUGCCAUCGCUCCAGUUGAGAUCCCUGGCAAUGACCAUGAGAAGGAAUCCACACUGUGGGUGUUGGAUCAGGAGCUCUAUUGGGCUCAAGUCGAUUGUCAGACGAUCCCGCUGGCAAACAAACUUUCCUUCACAAUCAAUCAACCCGAUGACGGCUGGGCAAGUGUCUCCUGGAAUGCCACCGACGUCGACCUGGAGGACGUGCAUGGCCACGCGACUCCCUGCAAGAUGGAUUUUACCUACAACAGCGUAUUUUUCCCAGCGACCGACUACAUGCAAAUCCGGUACUGGGAACCUGCAAUCAAUCCUGCUAUUCUGUCUGCCGUAGACAAUGAACCAAACGCUUUCACCAUCAGCGGAUGUGAUCCUUACGAUCUCUAUGGCAUGAUCAUUGCGAUCAAUGCCACAAAUGUCGCAGAUGCGACUGGCAUGAACGCGUCUUACGUGGCUUCCGGAGUUGGCAUCGCCUGUGAUAUUACUUACCGGAAGGCGCAAGCUCGCGUGUCCAUGCACUCAAAUAGUUCGAUCGAGAGCAUCCACAUCGAAUCCGCCACGACAACUGAAGUAACCGCCGCCGAAUUCAACAUCGAGAAUUUCCAAUCCUUACUCUCGCAGAGAGCUCCCUACACCAGCGAUAUGAUCUUCAUUCGUGAGAAUGAGACUACAGGCGGUCGGACGGUCACCCAGCUCCCCAUCAUCAGUCAGGAUAUUGGUGAAAUUCAACCAUUACUUGUACUCGAUACCACAAAAUUGAUGACCCCGGCAGCCUUUGAAUCGAAGAUCACCCGCGACGUGGAACAGACUUUUGUCCUCACUCUUGGCCGGUUGUUCGAUCCCGGAAACCGUCCUGCUGUCGUUGCCGGCUUCAAGCUCACGACUCAGGUUGCCAUCGCCGUUGUGCAGUUUGCGGCUAUCUGGUCUGAACUGAUUCUAGCGACGGCUGCCUUCACGGCUGUAUAUUUCCUUUUCUUCUACCGUUCACGUCAAACCUUCCUUCAAAGUGACCCUGGGUCAAUUGGAGCUAUGUGCAGUAUCGCAUCUGAUAUCUUCCACGACAACAACAUUCUGGCGCAGCCCCACAUUGAUUUUCAUCAGUUUUCCACUCGUCAGAUGCGGCGAAUCUUCAGAAAAGCUCGUUGCUACUGGCGUUCGGACUCAUCCGGGAACAGAUUGGAAAUACUAGCAGAGGACGGCUCGCCAGUUCAGCUUGGGGAAGAUUUGCGUGUACACGCUGAUCCCAUGCCCCAUUUCUUGGUCAUUCCUCUCUUUAUCGUCGAAUUCCUACUUCUUGCGGCGGUGAUCAUUCUCAUGUCUCUUGUGGUGUCUUCGCUCGCCCGUAAUGGGCGCUUUAAGCAUCUGACACAGACCGGUUCAUCGUCGCUGCAAGUCGUCUUGUCGAUCUUGCCAUCUAUCGUAGCCUCGUCCGUGGGAUCAUUAUGUACUUCUAUUUAUCGAAAUCUCUGUGUCCUCGAGCCGUGGGUCCAUCUUCAACGGGGUCAGGCACUGGCAAAGGCGUCCAUCUCAUUGAACUACGCGUCUCAAAGUCCCUUCGUCGUCUUUUUCAAGUCUCUGCGCGGCCGUCACGUGCUGCUCGGCCUCAUUUCACUCGCCUGUGUUGUGAACAUGGUCCUCACGGUGGUUGCAGGUGCUCUGUUCACCCAAGAACUGACUACGUCAACUCUCCCCACGGAAGACCUGAGGGCUAAUUACAGUCAUUCUGUGUUCUGGCGAACCGAUUUUGCAGCGGAGUUUACCGAAUAUGACCUGAUACAGACAAGUAUCACCAGUGGUGUUCCAAUGCUAUCCUGGACGAGCCCGAACCAGUCCUUUAUUCCAUUAGAUAUUCAGCGCCGGAAUCCUGACGUUACUUACUCUGCAACAACCCUCGGGGUCGGAUCACAUCUGAAAUGCUCUCCGCUCUCACCGACCGAAAGUUUGGAACAUAAUACCACUUCUGGUCGCUCUUAUUGGCGAUAUGCUAUGUUUGAGAAUGCCUCUCAAGAAUGUGUUGCUGCAAUGCCGACAGUGCAAAACGCGAAUGAGGGAAUUGAUUUGUCCAUACAGUUCCUGUCAGCAAGCGAUGUCAAUCACUCCGAUAUUUGCCAAACUUCAACGGUUGUCGUCGUCGGCCGUUGGAACUACAUGGCUAACACGCCAGUAACUACGAACAACACCAUCGCUCUGCACUGUGAGCCUCACGUCUUGCUCCAAAACUAUACCGUCAGUUUUGAUCAUAAGGGUCAAAUCGGCUAUCAUUAUCCACUACCACACACCUCCAUCACCGAGGGUAGGAUGUACGAGAAUGCCACCGUGAGCCUGGGACAAUUCAACAAAGUCUUUGUCGCAAUUCCUGAGGAUUUUGUGGGCAACACCACCGCCACCCAGUCCAAAACUUUCAAUAUCUCGUCUUAUGACUGGGCAGGCUUCUUGGUGGCACGGUUAUAUCGGCGCGCGGAUCCUGAAUUUGACUCCCUUGACCAGGAGAUGUUCACUGACCUGACUCAAGCUGUCUACCAAUGGGUGUACGCAACAUACUUUUCAAUCUGGCAUGAGAUUUAUCUCCAGCCUUUGAAGGAGCCACAGCUUGCUGCCAAUGCAACAGUGACGCAGAGGACAUGGGGGAUGGUGCCUUCUGUACCGGCACUCGCAGCGGCGUUUAUCAUCAUCAUAUUCGAUACCUUGGUUGUUCUGAUCGUGUUUAGCACAAGACACGGUCGGUUUAGAGCGCCGCGUAUGCCGCGGUCGAUUGGCACCGUGAUCCCUUGGAUUGCCCAUAGUCGUAUGCUUGGUGACUUCCAAAAUACCCAUACUUGGACCAAUCACCAGCGACGGGAGCAUCUCUCCAAAAUGGGCAAGAGGUACUCAUUCCGGCAGUUCGUCGGCGCAGACGGACGUUCGCGCUAUGCAGUGGACGAGGAACCUGCCAAUGCUAUCAAACAUCCCACCUCGCCUGCACCGUCGCCACCUGGAGUCGGCGAUGACUAUCACGGAUCGGAGCAGUGGAAAUCAUCAGCGGUCCAGCUCCGAGAACUGCCGGCCCAGGGUCCCCGACCGCGAGCCUAA
Messenger RNA from Penicillium diatomitis, 4233 nucleotides. RefSeq names its product DUF3433 domain-containing protein. Lineage: Eukaryota; Fungi; Ascomycota; Eurotiomycetes; Eurotiales; Aspergillaceae. The record is from RefSeq and is a predicted model, not a curated record. The transcript is spliced from 6 exons. Bases 1 to 4233 code for a protein of 1410 amino acids.